Messenger RNA from Trypanosoma cruzi, 354 nucleotides. RefSeq lists its product as uncharacterized. Lineage: Eukaryota; Euglenozoa; Kinetoplastea; Trypanosomatida; Trypanosomatidae. The record is from RefSeq and is a predicted model, not a curated record. The coding region runs from base 1 to 354 and encodes 117 amino acids. The transcript has a single exon.
AUGAUAAUGAAUCGGCCUCUCAGAAUGGUAACAAGAGGGCGUUUGCUGUUCCUGCUGCGGUUCACGAGUGAACCUCCAAUCCGUGGGCGGGGUCGCCCUGCGUGCCUUAUUUCUUUGAAUCUUGAUGGGUUUUGCACAUGGCCAUCCACACGCACAUGCACGCAAUCUCCCUGUUUGCCCUCCUGUGGGCGUGAGACCGGGAUGCAAAGGGAAAAAUGUGGCCCGUGCCAGCAUGUGACAAAGUCUUUUUUGGGAGGGAUUGUGACUGUGAUGUACGUCCUGGCAGGCUGGAAUGAGAUGAGAGGGGAGCGGAGGGCGAGUAACAACGAUUCUGUGCGGGGAAAUGCGCAGUGA